This is a messenger RNA of Daldinia decipiens, 1872 nucleotides long. RefSeq names its product putative FAD-binding oxidoreductase. NCBI's taxonomy places the organism in Eukaryota, Fungi, Ascomycota, Sordariomycetes, Xylariales, Hypoxylaceae. Bases 276 to 1757 code for a protein of 493 amino acids. Gene Ontology annotation, molecular function: FAD binding. The record is from RefSeq and is a predicted model, not a curated record. The transcript has 7 exons.
UCCUUAGGUAGUAUCACAAAAUCCUUUCUCGGAGUUAAGGCAACAAGGCUGGCGAUAUUGAUUUCUGUUGGCAACACAGUGCAUUCAAUUCAUUUAUUACGCUGCAUUCGUCUAACAUGAUUCUAUUGACAGCAGCUCACCUCCCAAUAUCCCCGGAGACAUCUAUCACUCAGUCCCUCCCUGUUCUCAGACGUAUGUAGAGUUGCGUGACUGAAGCUUUUAAGGCCUCCAACAUAGACACAGCAUCAAGACAACUCAACAGUACCUCAAUAGACAUGGCCCAAUUCAAUCAUAUCUUGGAACUGUUUGGUCGCUUCUCAUUAGAUGCGCAAACGAGCCCCGAUAUAGUGGCAUGUGAUCUACUUGCAAGCAAAAUCCACGGUGCAACCAUCCACCCAACCGAUGUCCGAUACAAUGCUUCUACUACUGAGAACUGGUCACAAACUGCUUGGGAGUCACCAACUUGUAUCUUCCAGCCCAAUACCGUUCAGGAACUGCAGACCGCAGUCCCUAUACUAGUUGACUCCAACGCAAGUUUUGCCAUCCGAUCUGGAGGCCAUAUGCCUGUUCCGCAUGCUGCAUCCAUCGAUGCAGGUGUGCUAAUUGACAUGUCAAGUAUUGGCGGCACCCAAUAUGAUGUUGAAAAGAACGUGGUGGUUAUAGGUGCAGGGCAGAAAUGGGGUGACGUUUACCCCGAACUUGACCAGUAUGAAGUCACCGUUGCUGGGGGGCGGGUUCUAUCUCCUGGUGUAGGUGGUCUAAUCCUCGGAUGCGGUAUUUCUUAUCUUUCAGACCUUUAUGGGCUCGUCUGUGACAAUGUACUCAAUUACGAGGUUGUCCUUGCUGACGGUUCACUUGUAAAUGCUAACAAAGAAUCAAAUGCGGAUUUAUACUGGGCCCUAAAAGGCGGUAGUAAUAAUUUUGGAAUCGUGACCGCAUUUACGCUCCAGGCGUAUCCCAUAUUCCAUAUUUGGGGAGGGACAAAAGUCUACCCUUUUGAGGCAUUGUCCGACGUGCUGGAUGCAUUAGCAGAGUUUCAAACAGAUCCUAAUAAGGACCCUUACGCACAAUUUAACAUUAAUGCAUAUGUGACUAACACGACAUUCGGGAUUGUCAUUGGUCUCACGUACCUGAAGCCUGAAGAAGCUCCUGCUGCGUUCGCCCCCUUUUUUCGACUUGACGAAAAUUGGAAUACAAUCCUUGAUACGACUGGUCUUAGGACAAUUCAUAACCUAAUAAGCGAAUACCCUAUCCCAUCAAUCCCGCGGGUUGAAUGGACUACUACAAGUUUCCAGCCGACUCAGUCAUUGUACAAGUCCAUAAGAGAGAUAUUCGCCACAUCCCCCGCAGUAGACGAACUGAGAGGCUUAACUGCUGGGACUGGGAUCUUCACUUUACAGGGCAUUUCCGCUAGCGCUGUAGAGGCCGGAAAGCUUCACGGCGGAAACGCCUUAGGAUUGGAACCAGUAGCGCAAACCUGGUUCCAUACAGACAUUGGCUGGUGGUUCCCAGAAGACGACGAGAUCGCGCACAACGGCAUACGGAGUUUGACUGACGAGGUUGAAGCACUGGCAAAGGCUCAGGGUAAAUAUCUUCGCUACAUUUUUAUGAACGACGCAAGCAUUGAUCAGCAAGUUAUUGAACACUAUGGGGAGGAUAACGUAAGAAAGCUGAGGGAAGUGCAACAGAAAUAUGAUCCAGGGGCAGUAUUUCAAAGACUGGUGCCCGGAGGGUUUAAGCUACCUCAUCUCUCCUAAAGCUUCUUUUAACAGAGAAUUACGCUCCCCUUAUUACCAUUAAACACUACAUGACUCAUUAUUUAUGCUGCUUGACCGCUACCGGAUAUUGAUGCGUAGGGCAUCUCAUCAUUUU